AUACGUGCUUGAAGGCUUGUCGGGUGCCGAGAAGAUGGCGGCUCCGAGAGGUGUGCUGUGCGCCGGGAUGCAGGCGAGCGUGGGGUAUUCCCACUUUCCUGUGUAGUGCAGCAGUAUGCCUGGGGGAAGAUGGGUUCUAACAGUGAAGUGGCUCGGCUGCUGGCCAGCAGUGACCCCCUGGCCAGGAUUUCAGAGGACAAGCCAUAUGCAGAGCUGUGGAUGGGGACCCACCCCCGGGGAGAUGCCAAGAUUCUUGACAACCGCGUCUCACAAAAAACGCUAGGCCAAUGGAUUGCUGAGAACCAGGACUGCUUGGGCUCCAAGGUCAAGGACACCUUUAACGGCAAGCUGCCCUUCCUCUUCAAAGUGCUCUCAGUUGAAACGGCCCUGUCCAUCCAGGCACACCCUAACAAGGAGCUGGCAGAAAAGCUGCACCUCCAGGCUCCACAGCACUACUCCGAUGCCAACCAUAAGCCAGAGAUGGCUAUUGCCCUCACCUCCUUCCAGGGCUUAUGUGGCUUCCGGCCCAUUGAGGAGAUUGUGACCUUUCUGACAAAAGUGCCCGAGUUCCAUUUCCUAAUUGGAGAUAAUGCAGCAACACAGCUAAAGCAGAGCCUGAACCGUGACUCCCAGGCCGUGGCCUCUGCUCUGCAGAGCUGUUUCUCCCACCUGAUGAAGAGUGAGAAGAAGGUGGUGGUGGAGCAGCUCAACCUGUUGGUAAAGCGGAUCUCCCAGCAAGUGGCUGCUGGGAACAAUGUGGAGGACGUCUGUGGGGGCCUCCUGCUGCAGCUGCACCGGCAGUACCCAGGUGAUAUCGGAUGCUUUGCCAUCUACUUCCUGAACCUGCUCACCCUGAAGCCGGGGGAGGCCAUGUUUCUGGAAGCCAAUGUGCCCCAUGCCUACCUGAGCGGAGACUGCGUGGAGUGCAUGGCGUGUUCAGACAACACGGUACGUGCUGGCCUGACACCCAAGUUCAUUGAUGUGCCAACUCUGUGUGAAAUGCUCAGCUACACCCCCAGCCCCAGCAAGGACAGGCUCUUUCCUCCAACAAGGAGUCAGGAAGACCCCUACCUCUCUAUCUAUGACCCGCCUGUACCAGAUUUCACUGUUAUGAAAAUGGAGGUCCCUGGCUCUGUCCCUGAGUAUGAGGUCGUGGCACUGGACUCUGCCAGCAUCCUCCUGAUGGUGCAGGGUACAGUGACAGCCAGCUCUCCCACGGCCCAGGGGGCAAUCCCCCUGCAGCGUGGCGGGGUGCUCUUCAUGGGGGCCAACGAGAGCGUCUCACUGAAGCUCACGGUGCCUGAGGACCUGCUGGUGUUCCGUGCCUGCUGCCUGCUGUAGAGGCCACAGCCAUCUCCUGCCGUCCCCCGAGAUCCUGGCUAGCCUGCCCUCCUCAGAUCCAGCCCAGAUGCCUUCCCUGCUCUGGAAGCUCAGGGUACGCCUUAGAAGAGCGGGUGGAGUAGUGAGCUGGAAGGCCAGUGAGCAGGCCUAGGCUGACCCAUCUCCUUCCCGGGAGGGGCCCAUAUCAAGACCAAGGGCUGACAUUCCCCUUGUAUUCUCAGCACACCUGAGCCACACUCAAUG
This is a messenger RNA of Rhinolophus ferrumequinum (greater horseshoe bat), 1584 nucleotides long. It is a transcript of the gene MPI, whose product is annotated as mannose phosphate isomerase. Gene Ontology annotation, biological process: GDP-mannose biosynthetic process; carbohydrate metabolic process. The transcript has 8 exons. Gene Ontology annotation, molecular function: zinc ion binding; mannose-6-phosphate isomerase activity. Bases 130 to 1341 code for a protein of 403 amino acids. NCBI's taxonomy places the organism in Eukaryota, Metazoa, Chordata, Mammalia, Chiroptera, Rhinolophidae. The record is from RefSeq and is a predicted model, not a curated record. Gene Ontology annotation, cellular component: cytosol.